GGCGGCGCUGCGCCAAUGGGCGGCGAGCGAGAGCGCGGGGAAGCCGGCCGUCGGCGACCGAUGUUCGCCAUGGCGGACGGAACGGCCUCCCGCGUCCGGUACAACGAGCGCCUGAUCGCCGAAGUGGAGCAGCGUCCCUCGCUCUGGGACAGCCGCAGCCCCAAGAACAGGAACGUGGUGACCAAGAACGCCGACUGGAGGCGGGUGGCGGCGGCCCUCAACAGUUCAGGUAAAGAGGUACAGAGACGCUGGAAAAACCUGCGUGACACGUUCCUGCGUCGGCUGCGAGACUCGGAACUGCCCCCGACCUCCAGAGACAGGGCAGCCUGCGUGCGAUGGGCCUACUUCCACCAGAUGAUGUUCCUCAAGGACGUCCUCGAUAUACGCCCGACCGCUUCCAGCGGCUAUGUUCCAAACCGCCCGAGGGCGGCAAGGACGGGCGCGGUGCCGCGGCCGGCCCUGGGGGACUCGUGGGACGUGGCCAUCAGCACGGACGCAGAGGAGCCCAUCUGCGAGACGAUCAUUGAGGUGUCCAACGAACCCCCGGCUGCGCCUUACGACGCCCCGUCGCCGACCGACCGGGUAGACCUGGACGAGCGCAUGACCUGCGAGGUCCAGGUGGCACAAAGACCGAGCCCGAGCCCGAGCCCCAGCCCGGCGGCCUCCUCGACGGCCGAGGAACUGCCGCCGAAGCGCCGGAGGCUGGACGACUGGGACCACUUCCUCGUGUCGCUCAAGAGGCACCUGCGAUGCACCCCCGACCACCUGGUGGGCAGCGCCCAGAUGCACUUGCUCCAGAUGGCGGCCACCUACGGCGCCGGCAGGACGCCGCAAGCUCUGAUGCCGCUCGAUUUGUAGCAGCUUGUCCGUUCUUGCAGACGACCGAACUGAUUGCCUCCUCGCAUUUGUUGGUGUGUCUCACAAAGUCGUUUGUCAUCAUUUCUUUGUUCAGAGCGCCUGCUCUUGGCUGGUGUGUGCGGACAACCGAACUGUGUGCCACACAUCUGUGCAUUUGUCUUACAAUCAUCUGUCUUUUUUUGUUUUUUUGCACGUUUAUUUUUGGGUGCUGUGCGCAGACAGCCUGUGUGCCACGCGUUUGUUUAUUUGCCUUACAGAACCACUUGCCAUCAUUUGUUCUUUUUGUUCAGCCUCUUUGCUCCCACGCAUUGUUCAUUUGUCUUACGAAGCCGUGUGUCGUCAUUCUUCGUUUCAUCUUUAUAUGAAUCUGGACUGUUCAUCGUGAGAAGGGAACUCAAGCGGAAGUGAUCCCUCGUGUUUUAGUCGUCGUAUAGUCGUGUAUGUUUUGGCGGCUUUGCGCUGUGUCUAGCGCAGACAUUGAAGGCACAUCAGUGUUCGUGAUUCGUGCGCUGGAAAGAAAGUCCUGAACUGCAGGACACCGCGGUGAACCGUUUGAGGCUGAAAUAAAAGUGUUCAGCGUA
Molecule: messenger RNA, 1439 nt
Organism: Ixodes scapularis (black-legged tick)
Lineage: Eukaryota; Metazoa; Arthropoda; Arachnida; Ixodida; Ixodidae
Exons: 3
Coding region: 16-858 (280 amino acids)
Biological process (GO): regulation of transcription by RNA polymerase II
Cellular component (GO): nucleus; transcription regulator complex
Source: RefSeq, a predicted model, not a curated record